GUCUUUAAUUCCCUGGCAUCUCUCGAGAAUGGCACCGCACUCCUCCGCCGUGAAGCUCCCGUCCCGCACGGCGCCGCCACCGGGGAUGGGCGCGCACCGGUGGUCCCACGCCAUCGCCAAGGGGCCGCCGCGGAAGAUCAGGAUCGUGCACGUCGUGGAGCCGACGGUGAUCAAGACGGACGCGCGGCAGUUCCGCGAGCUCGUGCAGCGGCUCACCGGGAAGCCGAGCGCCGGCGGCGGCGGCAGAGGCGGAGGAGGGGCUUCUUCUUCAUCGUCUUCGGCAGAGAUCGCUGCCUCGGAGUCGUCUUCGUCCGGCGGUUCGGAGUCCGCCCGCGUCGUCGUCGCCCCGGCGGCCGUCAAGGCGGAGGUGAAGGCGGAGGAGGAGGACGCCCCGUCGCCAGAGGAGGAAGGGUUCGCGAGCGCGUGCCGGGACACAAAUGGCGGCGCGACGACGGCGGCCGGCUUCAAGGCGGUGGUGAAGGAGGAGGCGGACGCCGCGUUGCCGGAGGCGGAAGAGUUCGCGCGCGCGUUCGGGGAGGAGGACGACACGUUCGGCGCCUUCUUCCACGGCCUCGACGACUUCCUUCUCAGCGCCUUCCAGGGCGACGGCUUUAGCCUCUGAUCCGUCAGCCUCUUGCCAUUAGAGCUAAGUCUGAAUUUUUUGCCCCCCCCCCCAGCCUCUCUGUUUCUGUAUGUUAAUGUAUUUAGGAUGAUGGUGAUGAUGGUGUAUGGUGGAUCGAUGGAGAUCUCCCAUGAAAAAGCCUUGAAUUAAAUUAGAUACUGGAUCACAACCUUCCUGGUUUAUUUUCGUUCUUCUGGCUUCUGGGUGAACUAGAGUGAGAGAGGUAGAAACAAGUUCUGAUCUGGCAGUUAGGAUAUGGCACAAUUCUUUGCUGUGUCAGACUGUCAGGAGUUGUACCUUGAGCCACACGUCCAAUGGAGAGAACGAAAAGAUCAAGAUGCGGUGAUUCAAAACGCUACUUGAAAUAUAACAGGAACACAGUUUUUUACUGUAGUUUUUUUAGUUCCUUCUUUAAAAGAAAAUGAAAGUUCCAGGAAA
Lolium perenne is the source of this 1060-nucleotide messenger RNA. RefSeq lists its product as uncharacterized. Gene Ontology annotation, cellular component: nucleus. The record is from RefSeq and is a predicted model, not a curated record. NCBI's taxonomy places the organism in Eukaryota, Viridiplantae, Streptophyta, Magnoliopsida, Poales, Poaceae.